Plectropomus leopardus (leopard coralgrouper) is the source of this 2710-nucleotide messenger RNA. RefSeq names its product chemokine (C-X-C motif) receptor 2 (gene cxcr2). The record is from RefSeq and is a predicted model, not a curated record. Gene Ontology annotation, cellular component: membrane; external side of plasma membrane. Gene Ontology annotation, molecular function: C-C chemokine binding; C-X-C chemokine receptor activity; C-C chemokine receptor activity. Gene Ontology annotation, biological process: neutrophil chemotaxis; immune response; positive regulation of cytosolic calcium ion concentration. Lineage: Eukaryota; Metazoa; Chordata; Actinopteri; Perciformes; Serranidae.
CACCUUAUGCAAGGAGCUCUACCACAUUUCCAAGUAAAAACCACACUCCCGGCUAAAUAGAUUUAUUCUUGUUAACCUGUUUGUAUCAAGAAAGGAGGAUGAAGCUACAACUUUUGAUCAUUAAUGUUUUGAUGAAUUUGGUUCUUACUAAUCAAGAAGAAGAGGAAAAACAGAUGACAACAUCUCCUGGAUUUCUGAUUGAUGAAGAUUACUUCAAUGCCCUUCUCAAUUCCACCCCUCCGGAUGAGGAUGAACCAUCUGCUCCUUGCAGUGUAACCAUGCCUGGAUAUAGUAGCUUGGGCAUGACAAUCACAUACAUCAUUGUGUUUGUCCUAAGCAUGGUGGGCAACAGUGUGGUUGUCUAUGUGGUUUGUUGUAUGAAGAAAGGCAGAGCCAGCACAGACAUCUAUUUGAUGCACCUGGCGAUAGCAGACCUUCUCUUCUGUCUCACCCUCCCGUUCUGGGCCGUCAGUGCAUUUGGAUCUGAUUGGAUCUUCGGCACCUUCCUGUGCAAACUCCUGUCAGGCUUCCAAGAGGCGUCAGUAUACAGUGGUGUCUUCCUGUUGGCGUGCAUCAGUGUGGACCGUCACUUUGCCAUUGUGAGAGCUACACGUGUCCUGCCCUCCCAUCACCUGUGGGUGAAAGUGGUGUGCAGUGUGGUGUGGCUGUUGGCUGGAGUGCUGUCCUUACCCGUGGCAGUUCAGAGGGAGAGCAUGUAUGCUCAAGAUCUGAACCAGAACAUUUGCUAUGAAAAUCUAACAGGUGAAAGCAGCGAGCACUGGCGUGUUGGAUUGCGCGUCCUGCGCCAUACGGUGGGCUUUUUCCUGCCACUGGUGGUGAUGGGUAUCUGCUAUGGCUCCAUUGUCGUGACACUGUUUCACACGCGGAAUCAACAGAAGCACAAGGCCAUGCGCGUUAUCCUGGCGGUGGUGUUGGCAUUUGUUCUGUGCUGGCUGCCUUAUAACAUAAUUGUGCUCAUUGACACACUCAGACGAGGUGGAUCAAUCAUAGUGGAGAUAUGCGACACUCGCUACGCGCUGGAAAUGAUGCUAAAAGUGACCCAAGUGUUGGCUUUUAUGCACUGUGCAGUGAAUCCAGUGCUCUAUGCUUUCAUUGGGGAGAAGUUCCGUAACCAGCUGCUUUUGACGCUUUGCAAACAUGGCCUCAUCAGCAAGAGGUUCCAGAUGGCGUACAGGACAGGCUCAGUCAGCAGUGCAGGGAGCAUCAGAUCUAGAAACACCUCUACCAUGUAAAUAUCAGGGGUAUACUGCUAGCCUUGAUCCGUCCAGCUGUCACAAAAUUCACCUACCAACUUCUCUCAUGCGUACAAAGUGAAAUAUAGAGUAUUUCUUGGAAAGAAGCAGCAACAUCCUUUAACUUUAGAGGUGCUUCUAGGAAGACUUUGUUCUUAUUCAAUGUAUCUUCAUACAACGAUUCGUAUGAUAUGUUAGAAAAAAGUACAACAAUAUUGAUGAAGUAACACCACACAAAUUAAGUUUUGUACUUAACAUAAAGUUAGGAAAGUAAAGUUACCUUGGUUGGGUUUGGGAGGGUAAAAGUAGGUUAGGUUUUGGAAAGUAAAGUUAUACUCUUAGGUUAGUUUAGGCAAGUAAAGUUGGGUAGCUUGGGUUUAGGAAAGUUAAGUUAUGUAGGUUAGGUUUGGGUAAGCAAAGUUGUGACGGUAGGGUUAGAAAAGUAAAGUUACAUUCGUAGUUUAGUUUUAGGAAAAUAAAGUUACACACAUAGGCUAGAUUUCAGCAAGUAAAGUUACGUAGGUUAGUUGUAGGAAAACAAACAUGGUGACCUCUUAGCUUAAAACAAAGGCUUUCACACGGUAAACAAUCACCUGUCUCCUGGGGAAAAGUUCUGUGUUUGUUUGACCUAUUCACCAACACAACCUGUCUUGUAAACGGGCUUUUGCUCUUUAUGCUAUUUUUUUCUUAGUUUGCAGACUUUUUAGACAGACAUUUAAACCCUGUGAACUUUUUUAACUUUUUUGUUAACGUUUUAUCCUUUUUCCAGAUAGUAGUGAAAACAAAACCAAAAAGAGUAAAAGACAUCACAAUGAGAUAUCUCAAUCUUUCAAAACAGGAAGACAUUGUGAAAUCAGCUUUCUGUUCUCAAGAGCAAGGCACAGCUGGUCUUUUUGCUUUGUGUCUGGGCAAACUGUGGAGUCUGUACAAACCGCUGGAGCAGGAAACAUAACAUUGUUAUUUGUUAUCAACGCUGUAAUCUUAAAAUGCUGUAUUUUGUCACGGUCCAGCAAUUACUUUUUUUCUUUUGUGUGUAAGAUAUUUGUUUAUAUGCAUGGGUACCUUGUUCAUAUAUGUGCAGGUAGUACACAUGAGUGUGUGUGUGCGUGUGUGUGUGUGUGCGUGUGUGUGCAUACCUAAGUGGGUGGCUAAUAUUAAGGAGAAAAAUGAAGAAUGCAUCCUCAUGAGAAAUUGUGAUUACAAAGAGGGGAUGAGAUGUUCUCAUAUUGUCUAAUCAUAUGAAUUUUUAGGAUAUUUUCAAUUUGUUAUCUGUUGUUUGUGCUAAACUAAAGCCAACGGUUUGAUUUACUCUUUUGGACUAUUUCUAUUAAGUGUUAAGAGUUAAAUGUUUUUUUCUGACAUGUAGUUUUCCCAUCUAUCUAAUAUAGAGUAUGGAGCUGUUAUUUAGAUAAAAGCUGUUUUGUAGCGCAUUAAAUAGUUCUGAUUGUAAACACAAA